AUGUACGACGGACCUCGAGAGGAGGUUCACGACGGAGUACAGCCUAGACAACCUUGCGAACCCAGGUAUGCGCACGAAAAGAAAGAAGAUACAGCCAGGAAGAAGAAACGGUUCUCGUUGCCUGCAGUGGCGGUGCAGACGGUGCCUAUCCUAGCGCGCUCCGCUCCUGUUAGGAAUUCGCAUGGUGGCUGGGGGAAGCGAGUUUCGGUUGUGCUUGGUGCGCGGGCAUGGGGAAGGAAUGGAGAAAGGGAGAGUGGGAGUGAGAGGGAGGGGAGUACGCGUUCUUCUUUGUCGUCUUCUCGGGAUGAUCAAAGUAUGCAUUCGCCAUCUCGGGGGGAUAAGGUUGGAAAGGCUGGUAGAGAUAGCUCUGCGGCGAAGGCGCUGAUGGAUGUGUUGAGAGGGAGGCGGGGGAAAGGGAAGGCGUAG
Molecule: messenger RNA, 426 nt
Organism: Suillus bovinus
Lineage: Eukaryota; Fungi; Basidiomycota; Agaricomycetes; Boletales; Suillaceae
Exons: 1
Coding region: 1-426 (141 amino acids)
Source: RefSeq, a predicted model, not a curated record